AUGGCAAAAUCCGCAACCUUCCGGUUCGAGAUUCGGCCGCUAUCGGCCACGGUAGCAGCGAAACCCGUCCGCAGUGUGAAAAGCGCCUCCGCGACGCUACUCCGUCCGGUUCCGGCGUUUUCGAUCGAAUCGCUUCAGAAGAACACCUUCGUAAUGGGGCCACCGAAGGCGCAGAAACAACGGUACAUGAUACAACCAAAAGCGACAUCGUUCCGGAUGUACUACGAGCGGGGCGAUCUGCCGAUCAAGAUGGAGUACCUGACCGGGGGUGAUAAGAUCGCCUGGACGGUGGACAUCGAUAAGCUCGACUACGGGCUCUACCUGCCGCUGUUUUUCGACGGGCUAUCGGAAACACGCCACCCGUACAAAACGUACGCCCGGCAGGGUGUUCAGGACCUGCUGGCUCACGGAGGUGACAAGAUCUAUCCCGUCAUUCCGCAGCUAAUUAUUCCGAUUAAGAAUGCGCUGAACACACGCAACGUGGAGGUGAUGUGCGUUACGUUGAAAAUAAUUCAGCAGCUCGUGAUGUCGUCCGAUCUGAUUGGGCCGGCUCUCGUACCAUUCUACCGUCAGCUGCUGCCGAUGUUUAACGCGUACAAGGUGAAAAACAUCAACUCGGGUGAUGCCAUCGAUUACGGCCAGAAGAACAACAUGAACGUGGGCGAUCUGAUCGACGAGACGCUGCAGGUGCUGGAACGCCACGGUGGCGAGGACGCAUUCAUCAACAUCAAGUACAUGGUCCCGACGUACGAGUCAUGCUACCUAAAUUAA
Messenger RNA from Anopheles nili, 771 nucleotides. RefSeq names its product parkin coregulated gene protein homolog. Gene Ontology annotation, molecular function: Hsp90 protein binding; Hsp70 protein binding. Bases 1 to 771 code for a protein of 256 amino acids. Lineage: Eukaryota; Metazoa; Arthropoda; Insecta; Diptera; Culicidae. The record is from RefSeq and is a predicted model, not a curated record. The transcript has 4 exons.